AUGAUGUCGCUGAAACCUCAGGAAGUUAAUUUUGAUGAGACCUGGUCUAAACUCAGAGAGACUGUAGAAGGCGUUGUUGGUCUACAAGCAAUUGAACGAGCAGUAUGGAAUUCACGUUUCUCUGAUGUUUAUGCUUUAUGUGUUGCACACCCUGAACCCCACGCUGAUAAACUGUAUGAUGAAACCAGAAAAUUCUUGGAAGAGCAUGUGUUACGAUUAUUAGACAGAGUUAAAGCCACAGCAUUUUUAGAUAGUACUGAUUACAAUGACGGACUGCUUAGUAGAUAUGUCACGGCAUGGAGAGAAUACAGCCAAGGCGUGGCUUACCUUAACAGUUUAUAUUCGUAUCUAAAUUUACAGCAUAUUAAACGACAAAAGGUGUCAGAUGCAGACAUAAUCUAUGGGUCUUCAGCUGCUAUAAGUUUUCUUGAACAUGAUGCAAGGCAAUUGGAGGUUGGUGAAUUGGGCUUAGUAAUAUGGGAGAGGGUUUUAAUAAAGCCCCUGUCAAAUCCGAUGACGGCCCGAAUAGUGAGAGCAUUGAACGAUGCGCGGGAAUCAAACCCGGAUCCCGCGGCAGCUGAAAUACUAAAGACUGCAAUUCACAGUAUGGUGGAAGUCCAGUCAUUCCGGCUCCGUACACCCCUUUCUCUCUACCAACAACUAGUGGUGGAACCAUUUUUAAGCUCGGCCGCCGCGCAUCACUCACGGCGCGCCGCCGAAUUACUUAACUCUGGGGAUGUUUCCUAUUUCAUGAAGUAUGUGUUGGAUGGUCUUGCAAGAGAAAUAGUCCUAGGCAACAAAUUCCUUCACUCAUCCUCGUCCGAGGCGGUUCGUGCUUGCUAUGAGCAGGCCUGCGUGGCCUCGCAUUUGCCGGCUUUGCAUGCAGAGGUCGAACGACUUUUGAAAGAAGCUUGUCAAGAUUCGCCAAGAGCUGCUGAGCGGCGCGAAGAUCUAAAACGUAUGUUCAUGCUACUCAAACCGUUGGGUCAGAACGCCAUGCGUCCAUUGAUAGAGGCUGCGCAUGUGCAAGCCGCUAAGGAAGGACACGCUAUGUUGGCAGCUGAACAUAGCAAGGAUGAAGCGCACACACAUUUCGUACAUUCGAUGUUGUCUCUGCACAGUAAAUAUAAGAAACUAUUUGCCGAAGUCUUCGGAGGGGCUCAACCGUUUAUAGGAGCUCUGGAUAAGGCGUGUAGUGAAGUUGUGAAUUCGCGUGCCGAAGGUGAAUCUACUGCUCGUGCUCCUGAAUUGUUAUCCCGUUACUGCGAUACACUAUUGAGGAGAAAGGGAUCCGAGAGAGAUGCAGAUGACAAGUUAACAGCUGCCAUAGUGGUGUUUAAAUACAUCGACGAUAAGGACGUAUUUCAGAAACAUUAUGCGCGUGCGCUCGCACGUCGACUCAUACACCAACUGUCUGCUUCUAUGGAGCAGGAGGAGGCGAUGAUUAACAGGCUCAAAGCGGCUUGUGGCUACGAGUUUACAAAUAAAUUACACAGAAUGUUCACCGAUGUCGCUGUGUCCACAGACCUUAAUACUAAGUUCCAACAAUAUUUGAGGGAAAAUAACUUAGCUACGAACACUGGUUUCUUCAUACAGGUCCUUCAAGCCGGAGCGUGGCCUCUAGGUGGAGCAAUGGCUCCCUUAGCCCCUCCAGCGCAAUUGGAAAGACCGGCCCGUCUAUUCGAGACGUUCUACCGGGCGUCGUUCUCCGGUAGACGGCUGGCCUGGCUUCAUCAUUUAUGUACGGGAGAAUUGAGGACGAGAUAUACGCAACGGUUAUACCAUAUAAAUGCUACUACACCUCAGUGCGCCCUCCUCCUAAUGUUCGAAACCACCGACUCUAUUCGGGCCAGGGAAGCACGCGAAACUCUCCAACUCCCAGAAGAAGCUUGGGCCCGACACGUCCGCCCGCUGGUCGAAGCCGGUCUGCUCAUCUCAAAGGGAGAUGUGGAAGGAGCCGAUGAAGAGGCGGAACUUCUUCUUAAUCUCACCUUCACCUGCAAGCGGACGAAGAUAAGGCUGACUUGUGCUGCUGCACCGGCGAAUCAAGGUGGUACUGGCCCUGGCGCAGGAUCAUCCAGUGAAUCGACUCACUGCGAUGAUGAUAGAAAAAUGUACCUACAAGCCGCUGUUGUACGCAUUAUGAAGCAAAGAAAGGUCCUACGUCACACGGAGCUGAUCCAAGAAGUGGUUUCUCAAGCUAGAGGCUCGUUCGCACCAUCUGUCGCCAUGAUCAAGAAGUGUAUAGAGGCACUGAUCGAUAAACAGUAUUUGGAAAGGUCGCCAGGAAACCUCGACACUUAUUCGUAUCUCGCGUAG
Pieris macdunnoughi is the source of this 2319-nucleotide messenger RNA. The record is from the annotation of a GenBank genome assembly. NCBI's taxonomy places the organism in Eukaryota, Metazoa, Arthropoda, Insecta, Lepidoptera, Pieridae.